This is a messenger RNA of Phaeoacremonium minimum UCRPA7, 2850 nucleotides long. RefSeq names its product putative sister chromatid cohesion protein mis4 protein. Lineage: Eukaryota; Fungi; Ascomycota; Sordariomycetes; Togniniales; Togniniaceae. Gene Ontology annotation, biological process: replication-born double-strand break repair via sister chromatid exchange; establishment of protein localization to chromatin; regulation of gene expression. The coding region runs from base 1 to 2850 and encodes 949 amino acids. The transcript has a single exon. Gene Ontology annotation, cellular component: Scc2-Scc4 cohesin loading complex. The record is from RefSeq and is a predicted model, not a curated record. Gene Ontology annotation, molecular function: chromatin binding.
AUGAUUGAGGAUAGCCGAUGGCUCUCUACGGAGUAUAGCUUCAUCGCAGUGUCUGCCAACCAAGCAAAGCUAGCUUACGCGAUCACAAUCGCGCGUUCUGCGUUCUGCGAGUCCUACGCCAAGAUUUUAAACCUUUUGCUCAGAUCAAUGACUAUAGAUCAAGCAACGGUUCGCAGCAAGAGUCUUAAGAGUAUCAAUCAAGUUCUGGAGACGGAUCCUUCUAUUCUUGACGGAGAUUCAACUGUCAUCCAAUUGAUCUUACAGUGCUCUAAUGACUCCUCACCUCAAGUACGCGAUUCCGCCUUGGGUCUGAUUGGCAAAUGCAUUGGUAUGCGACCAUCGCUGGAAGAGAUGAUGAUUCCGACAGUCAUACAGAGGUUCAUCGACUCCGGCGUUGGCGUGCGAAAACGUGCUAUGAAGUUGGCCAAGGAUAUCUAUCUUCGCAACCCUAGCAAGAAGGACAGAAGCACGAUUGCUAAUGGCCUGCUUCACCGAGUGCAAGAUCCAGAUGAAGGAGUUCGUGAGAUCGCACGCCAGCUGAUUGCAGACAUCUGGAUUGCUCCAUUUGCAAAUGUCGAGGACACAGCGGCGUUCCAGACAUCUCUCAGGGACCAUGUUGCUUUGAUUGUACAAACCGUCAAGUCCGGAAACGUCACCCCAGUGCUCGAUAAAGUCUUCCAGAAUAUCUUAGGCACGGAAGCCAAGGCGACAGAUUCCACUUUCAAAGUUUGCCAGAUGUUGGUGGCUAACAUGUUCGAUCUGAUCGACAACCCUGAUUCCGAUGACUCCUCGGUACCAUCUGGCAAGGAUGCAUUGCAGGUACUCAUGGUAUUCGCAAAAGCCGAUCCAAGACUUUUCACAUUCGAGCAAAUCCGACUUCUGAAGCCCCAGAUAGCGAAUGUCGGCAGUAGCGAAGAUCUCGCAAUGUCGAGAGCUGUCGUUGAAAUUUACCGUCGAGUAUUGCCCCAGUUAUCCAGCGUUCACAAGGAUUUCCUUGCGGAUGUGCGAAAGGACCUCAUGCCUACCGUAUCCAAGGUCACUCGAGCACUUCUGGAUGAUGUGAUUGCAUGUCUCUGGAUCAUCAGUGGCUUGCUUGAGACUUCUGAGCAUCUUGCUCGAUUGGUAUUAUCAAGCUUGACAGGCGUACAAAAAAUUCGAGCUAUGAGUCAACGAGAGCCUCUUGAUGACCGCAAAAUUCGGCAAUUCGACCGCUACUCCUUAAUUGUUGGCAUGGCAGGCAAGCACUGCGACCUGGACAGCCAUGAAAGCUUAUACAAGACAGGAUUCCCUAAAUGGCAGGGCGGCUCUGUUUCAAAGCUUAUGGUUGACGUCUUGAUGCCUUUCACGUCGCCAUCUCAGCCUUUGGACGUGAGGAAGGCGGCUCUCGAUGCUGUUGGCCUGAUUUGUCAGUCAUGGCCUCGGAACUUCCGCGCCGCGAACGUGUAUACGGCAUUUCAACAAGUCUUCGAGGAGCAGAAUCCUGCACUUGAAGGAAUGAUUCUUAGAUCGUUCAAAGAGUUCCUCCUGAGCGAAGAGAGACGCUCAGAACAAGCCGCGGCCGCGGCUGCAGGUACUGACACUGGGGAGAGCAAGCAAAAAUUGACAGUCAUGGGUGGAACCACUUUUGAUGAUGUUGCAUCUGCCACUACUCAACGAUUUAUGAAAGACAUCACAAGGAUUGCUCUGGCCACCCAGGAUGAACAUGCUUUCCUGGCUGUGGAGGUCCUUGCCAGUAUCAACAGGCAAGGUCUUGUUCAUCCCAAAGAGACUGGAGUCACGUUGAUUACAUUGGAGACCUCCUCAAUCCACAAGAUUUCAGAGCUGGCAUACCAUGAACAUCGUUCCUUGCAUGACAAGCACGAGACUGUUGUGGAACGAGAAUAUGUCAGAGCCAUCCAGUCUGCCUUUGCAUACCAGCGGGACAUCGCUCAUGAUCCGCAUGGCGCAACGACUGAUCCGUUCACAUCGAAGCUGAAUCUCUUGAUGGAAGUUCUCAAGAUGAGUAAAUCGAAGAACCGGAGUAAAUUCCUUGAGAAAUUCGUUCUUCAGGUCGAUUUUGAGCCUGCCAAACUGGACGCUUCUGAGGCAAUGCCUUCCCAUGUCCAGUAUUCUCGCUUCAUCAUUGAAAACCUGGCAUUCUUCGAGUAUAUGACAAUUGGAGAGCUUCAAAACACUGUGGCUACUAUGGAGAAGCUCGUCAGCAGCACUGGCUCCAGCGUCGCACAAGCUAUUGAGUCAGAGCUAUUUCAAGUUCGCAUGGAUGUGGACGCGGAGUUGCAACAGAGCAUAGACGGCCAGGAAGGACCCGUCCCGCCAGUUCAGCCUGUGGUAGACAUGACACGUCUUCGGCAGCUCACUGCAGGAUCAAUGGUCUUACAGUCGCUGUGGGAAGCUCGCAGCUAUUUACGGCGCCUCUACGGUCUCGGCACCAGUAGACGAGAAGGAAAGGCCAAAGGUCCUGCAAAGGACCUCUCGAAAGCUCCAGUCAAAGUCCAAGGGGUCACUGGCGAUAAAUUUUGGGAGGAGGUUGGCACAAUUAUGUCUGCCCUGUCCUCUCAGGGCCAAAUGAUAACCCAAUGCAAGUCAUUUGUUGAGCUCCUCAACGUAGACAAGGAGUUCAAAGUUGCAGACGAGGACGACGACAUGGAUGGCGAGGACCCAGCAACACCAAGCAAUGACGAGGAUGAUGCUGGCGAACGCGGGAGAAAGAGGAAGGCGAGCAAUACUCCGGGAGGCAGGAAGAAGCGUGCUCGCUCGACAUCACAACCUCGCAAGCGCGGUCGACCAAAGAAAAAUGCUAUGCUUGAUGUUGACGCUGAAGGCGAAUCUGAUGAUGGGGAUUGGUUCUGA